This is a messenger RNA of Papilio xuthus (Asian swallowtail), 1588 nucleotides long. RefSeq names its product 27 kDa hemolymph protein. The transcript is spliced from 7 exons. Lineage: Eukaryota; Metazoa; Arthropoda; Insecta; Lepidoptera; Papilionidae. The record is from RefSeq and is a predicted model, not a curated record. Bases 229 to 1083 code for a protein of 284 amino acids.
UCACUGCCAAACUGCGAAGUAAUCGCAAUCGCAUUCACGCAUCCGAUUUUCCAUCCUCGCAUUCGUCUUUGGUUCACAGUUCGGUUUUCACUGCUGUAAAUCUGCAGUCAGUGUAAUCAGUGUUAUUGUUAACUUGGGGAAUAAAAUUAAUAACCGGUUGCUGGCCUAAGAGCACAGGAUUUUGUUACUUCAAUUUGUUUGACAAAUAUCCAGAUAAAUUUAUUAAAAAUGAGAAUCCACCUUAUCAUUUAUACUAUUUGCAUCGGAGCUAUAUUUGCUCAGACAGAUCUUACAGAAAGUGAUGUAUUAUCAGCUUUACCAGCAGAAUUUCAAAAUGUGGUUAAUGAUAAACAAUUACAAGAUGGUAGGAACAAAACAACCGAUGCAAUAAAAAAAAAGUGUGAAAACAAUGGUGGACCUGAUGCAUUCACCAAUGUUGAGGGCGCCAUGACCAAUUUGCAAUCUUGUAUCCAAGGCUUGAUAAACUUCUCAAGCCUCGGCGAUGAAAUAGAAAAGGCUAAGCCCGAUGGCAGGGUCGAUGAAGUUUUUAAAAAAUAUUGCGACAAGCGUCCGGCAUUGCUGAGCUGUUUCCACAACGCGAUGGAUGUGGUGCAGCAUUGUUUAAGCGCGGAGGAGAGACAGCACGUGCCGCCGCUGCUCAACAUGACGCACCAGCUCGCGGAGUUCAUCUGCUUUAAGGAUGGAGACAGGAUCGCUCUUUUCAUCGCGGAAAAGGGUCCCGAAUGUCUAACAGAGAAGAAGGAAAUGAUCAAUGAUUGCUUGAACAACACGUUUGUUUCUCCGUUAAGCUACAAUAAAAUUCCCGAUGAAAUACCGACGAUUAAGUUUGGGGAAAAAGAAUGUGACCAGUUAACGAAUGUACAAAGCUGCGUGGUGGCUGCGCUGGAGACGUGCGCGGUGCCCACCUCCGCCAACAUCGUCGAGUCUCUCUUCAAGUUCGCAAGAAAGUCGCUGCCCUGCAAGGAAAUAUCUGACACCACGAACAAACCAAACUCUGGUAACGCAGUGGGCGUGGCCUCUCUCACUAUUGCAGCGGUCAUUGUUGCUAACAUGUUCAUUUAAAUAUUUUUUGUGUCAUGUCAUUUUGAUAUUUCGGGUGGUUUCCGAGAUCCAUAUCUCCGUAUAAAACAUAUCGUCAUCUCUGUCAUUAUCUUUGAGAAAAUAGAGAGAACAAAAUAUUGUAAACGGGGAAUUCGGUCUCAGAAACCCGUGGUUAGUCUGCUAUAGUGUGACCAGCUUUUAAUGUUAUUUAGAAUAAGUAUCAAAGUAUUUCUUAAGAGUACAACGAAAUAUUAAAUAAAAAAUCCAAAGGGUUAUUUUUUAAAAUUUCUAAUUUUUUUUUUGUAUUUUGGAUCUUUUUGUGUACAUUCUAAUAGAGAGUACUGUAAGAAAAGAUGCAUAUUACAAUCGUUGCCAAUUUAAAAACUUUGAUACAAAAUCAUAAAUUAAUGUUUUGUAUUGAUUUAAAUAUUUUAUUGUAUUAGUUCUUUGAAGAAAUUCAUUGAGCAAUAUUGAUAUUUAAUGCUGUAGUACAAAAGCAUAAUAUUUUUUAAUGAUUAAUUUUUUU